Brassica rapa (field mustard) is the source of this 1324-nucleotide messenger RNA. RefSeq names its product probable F-box protein At3g61730. Lineage: Eukaryota; Viridiplantae; Streptophyta; Magnoliopsida; Brassicales; Brassicaceae. Gene Ontology annotation, cellular component: nucleus. The record is from RefSeq and is a predicted model, not a curated record. Gene Ontology annotation, biological process: reproductive system development. Gene Ontology annotation, molecular function: protein binding.
AUGAAGACGAGAUCCAGUGAUGUACAAGGAGCUAACAGAGGGAAGAGGAAAGCUCCAGAGGGAGACGAAAAUGGCAGAGGAAAGCGACGAUCGGUGCAGAGCGACGAACAGAAGAAGGCUCCUCAGAUAGGGAAGAAACGAUUGGCACCGAGCAACGAACACAAGAAGGGGAAGAAGAUCCUGAGAGGAAUCCGUAGCUGUGUAUCUCCUCGGUGCUCCGCUUCUUCUACUCACCGUCCCAGCUUCUUCUGGUUUGAGCAAGACGUAUGGACAUACAUAUCGAGGUUUCUGGAUGGUAAAUCGCUGGUGAUGCUGGGAGCAACAAGCAAAUGGUUUCACAAGACCGUAAUGGAGGAGUCUAUUUGGAGGUUUGCUUGCUUGCGUGAUCUUCAUGUGCCAAGGCCGUGUCCAGUUUCUUCUAGCUGGAACAAGAUAUAUGCGUCUGCUUUUGAUGGGAGUCACUCUUACUUGUUCCAUCAGAAGGAGAAGCAUAUUGACUGGAUGCGUAUUGGUGCCUUUACUCUUGACUCUCGGAUGUCACUCCUGACUGAGAGUUUGAGUGGUCAGCUGAAAGUCCCAAGGGUUCAAGGCACCAUAGACCAGAUGCUGCAAUCCACUGGUUCAUGUAUCAUAAAAGACAUCAAAAGCGGUAUCUGGAUUGCAGAUUUACAGCUUGUUCGUUGUCCUGUUUGUGACCUCAGUACCUGUGAUGGAACAAUGCAAAUACUUGAUACCAGGCACAUUGAACUGUUCCUGAAUGAAGAAUACAAAGCUGGAAGCUGGGACUACAAUCUCAUCGGAUCUCAUAAGUUACAGAAAGACACAAGUGCAGCUUGUGGAGCCAUAUAUGAUCUCAAACACCUUAAAGCAUCUUCAUCCUCAGGUAUUCUCCACCUCAAGUCUUGGACCGGAGAGCCAGAAGAUUCCCAACCCAAAGCAUUUAUCACAACCCACGCAGUUGCUGUUCACACAAGGUUACAGAAAAACGAAGGAAUCCUUGUGAAGUAUCAGACGAUGAAAGCAGGAACUGAUGGUGACAUUGUUGCCAUCAGAAUCUCCCAACAGCUACUCUGAGUUCCUGUUCACAGUGUGUUAUCAAGGUCACACAACAGAGCCUUUAGUAUAUCUCUGGUAUGCAAAUCAUUUUACUCUUCGGUAAGAUAAAACUCUACUUCAUUAUAUGACUUUACAGUAUAUGUUGCAAGAAUAUCCUGAGAGGUUAUUGAACUUGUUGUCUACAAAACUUACGCACCAAAAUUAUAUAUACAUAAAUGUACGCUAUUCUUUGACAUUUUCCAUUAACAGCGAGUAGUUAUAGUGAGUA